UCCAAGGUUUUUUCUUCUUCCAUAGGUUCCAUAAAAAAAAUUUCUACUUUGAAAAUUUUUUAUCUCUAGAAAAAUUUUCCAAUUCCAAUUAUUUUACAAAAUAUUUAUUUCUAUUACCAAAAAUAUAUAUAUCACAAGUGUAAUAAUACAAUCCUAACGAGUUCAAAUACAAUAAAAUUGUUACAUUUUUCAUUGUAAAAAUGUCCAACCAACGUAUAAGAAAAAAAUAUAGUGAUAUGGAGUGAAAAAUAACGUAAUGGCCACAAAGAAAAAAUACUCUUCCCUUACUACAACACUGUUUCUGUUGCUGGUGCUGUUGUUGCCAACUCCAAUGUGAACCAUCAAAGUAGUUGCUGCUGUUGGCCAGUUGUUCUCUUUUUUGGAAAGAAUUUUUUUUUUCAGUUUUUUUCUUCAUUAGAAAAAUGCGUGUGUGAUUCAUCAUAGAUGUGCGAAAGUAUAGAAAAAAAAUGCAAUUUUUAUAAAAUUUCUUUCGCUCUGGUUGCACUCAGCUCAGCACCCGCCCAUUGCCACCCAAACCGCCCCUCAAUCGACUCUCGACGACUGUGUGCUGCCUUUUGAAAAUAUAUAAAAUAUUCGUGUAGUUUGUGUGUUUUUUUUUUGUUUUUGCUCAUGUGUACUUGAUUGUUGUGUACACUGCAUUUGUUUUUGCACUCAAAAUAGAGGAAGUAGCUAGUAGCUACACCAAACGCAUUAAAGACUAUUAACCAGCCACACAAAAAAUAGUGUGGCUAUAAUAAAUAGGGACUGAGAAAAUUAAGGGAGAGAGAAAGAAAGAUUUAAAUUAAAUUGCAAAAAAGAACAGGAAGAAGAAGAAGAAAUUAUGUCCAGUCGUAAUCGGACUAUAUUGAAUGUUAAUUUGGACGCUGCCAUGGCAAAUGAUCCACUCAGAGAGCUAUUUGAAGCUUGCAAAACGGGCGACAUAACAAAAGUGAAGAAAUUGAUCACUUCGCAGACUGUUAAUGCCAGAGACACGGCUGGAAGGAAGUCCACGCCAUUGCACUUUGCAGCUGGAUAUGGUCGCCGAGAAGUUGUUGAAUACCUUCUCAACAAUGGUGCAUCCAUUCAAGCUUGCGAUGAAGGAGGUCUUCAUCCACUCCAUAAUGCUUGCUCCUUUGGUCAUGCAGAAGUUGUACGCUUACUUUUAAAAGCCGGAGCUAGUCCCAACACCACAGACAAUUGGAACUACACUCCAUUACACGAAGCUGCAAGUAAGGGUAAAGUAGAUGUCUGCAUUGCAUUGUUACAACAUGGUGCCAAUCCUAAUAUUCGCAAUUCCGAACAAAAAACCCCAAUGGAACUGGCUGACGAGAAUACAAGGCCAGUAUUAACAGGAGAGUAUCGAAAAGAUGAGCUCUUAGAAGCUGCCCGAUCUGGAGCCGAAGAUCGUUUAUUGGCUCUUCUGACACCAUUAAAUGUGAACUGCCAUGCAAGUGAUGGACGCCGUUCGACACCAUUACAUCUAGCAGCUGGUUACAAUCGCAUAGCAAUAGUUGAGAUUCUACUAGCCAAUGGGGCAGAUGUGCAUGCAAAAGAUAAAGGAGGCUUAGUGCCUCUCCAUAAUGCGUGUUCGUAUGGGCAUUUUGAAGUGACCAAACUUUUAAUCAAAGCCGGUGCCAAUGUAAAUGCCAAUGAUUUAUGGGCUUUCACACCUUUGCAUGAGGCUGCAUCCAAGAGUAGAGUAGAAGUUUGUAGCUUGUUACUAAGUAAAGGUGCCGAUCCAACACUUUUAAACUGCCAUAACAAAUCAGCAAUAGACUCGGCUCCAACAAGAGAGCUUAGAGAUCGUAUAACUCACGAGUACAAAGGCCACUGUGUUUUAGAUGCCUGCAAAAAAGCCGAUAUUCCAAGGCUGAAGAAAUUCCUCACCUCGGAGACAGUAAACUUUGUGCAUCCCUAUUCUGGAGAUACACCGUUGCAUGCUUCUGGAGUUUCUGUAGACCCGAAAAGAAAACAAGUUGCAGAGAUUCUAAUUCGCAAGGGAGCUCUGCUUAACGAAAAGAACAAAGCAUUCCUUACACCACUCCAUCUGACUGCCGAACAUUUGCAUUACGAUGUUAUGGAUACGUUGCUUAAAAAUGGAGCCAAGGUUAAUGCUCUGGAUGGCCUUGGACAGACAGCGUUGCACAAGAGUGCUCGCGAUGAGCAAGCUUGUCGCUUGUUGUUAUCUUAUUCUAUUGACACAAGUAUUAUUUCGUUAGAAGGCUAUACAGCUGCACAAUUAGCAUCAGAAAGUGUAUUGAAGAUCUUAAAAGAUCCUCCAGACACUGAAACUCAUUUGCUAGAAGCCGCUAAAGCUGGUGAUUUAGAUACCGUUAGGAGAAUCGUUCUCGCCAACCCACACACAGUCAACUGUCGUGAUUUGGAUGGCCGACAUUCUACACCUUUGCAUUUUGCUGCGGGCUUCAAUCGAGUUCCAGUUGUAGAAUUCUUGUUAGAGCAUGGAGCUGAGGUUCAUGCCGCUGACAAGGGCGGCCUAGUUCCACUGCACAAUGCAUGCUCUUAUGGUCAUUUCGAAGUGACCGAGUUGCUAGUUAAACAUGGCGCCAAUGUGAAUGUGGCAGACCUUUGGAAGUUUACUCCUUUGCAUGAAGCUGCUGCCAAAGGAAAAUACGACAUAGUCAAAUUGCUUUUGAAACAUGGCGCAGAUCCGAGCAAAAAGAAUCGUGAUGGAGCGACGCCUUCAGAUUUGGUCAAAGAAUCUGACCAUGAUGUUGCCGAGCUUCUACGUGGUAAUUCUGCUCUGUUGGAUGCUGCCAAAAAGGGUAACCUCGCGCGGGUGCAAAGACUAGUUACUCCCGAGACUAUAAACUGCCGUGACGCACAAGGACGCAACUCGACUCCAUUGCAUUUGGCUGCAGGUUAUAAUAACUAUGAAGUGGCUGAAUAUUUGCUUGAAAAUGGCGCCGAUGUAAAUGCCCAAGAUAAAGGAGGAUUAAUUCCUCUGCACAAUGCAUCCUCCUACGGUCAUCUAGACAUAGCUGCGUUGUUGAUAAAACAUAAGACUGUAGUGAAUGCAACUGAUAAGUGGGGCUUCACACCAUUGCAUGAAGCCGCUCAGAAAGGACGAACGCAACUUUGUGCUUUACUUUUAGCUCACGGUGCAGAUUCGUAUAUGAAAAAUCAGGAAGGUCAAACUCCGAUAGAACUGGCAACUGCAGAUGAUGUCAAGUGCUUGCUUCAAGACGCUAUGACAACGUCGUUGGCUGCAAAUUCCACACUGAGCACUUCGCAAACAUCAUUAAUUAGCAAUUCACCUUCACCUGCCCCAAGUAGUGUCCCUCCUGCAUGUGCUGUCCUCUCACCAACCACUGAAACUGUAACACUGCCAUCAGGCGCCUCGAUGACUCUGAGUGUACCAGUUCCGUUAAUGUCGACACGAAUGAGUCCAGCUCAGGGAGCAGAAUCAAACGCACAAGCAGAUAUGUGUGAGGAAGUGAGUGAUCCAGAUUCGAUUACGAACGUGGCUAGUUUCCUGGCAAGCCAACAACUUGAUCAUUUGAUUGAAUUGUUUGAGAGGGAACAAAUAACGUUGGAAAUUUUGGCUGAGAUGGGACAUGAAGACUUAAAACAAGUAGGAGUUUCUGCUUAUGGAUUUAGACAUAAAAUUCUAAAGGGCAUUGCUCAACUUCGAUCGACAACCGGAAUCGGAAAUAACUUGAAUCCAGGAACACUUUUAGUAGACUUACUUCCAGACGACAAGGAAUUUGUUGCGGUCGAAGAGGAAAUGCAGGCUACUAUUCGCGAGCAUAGAGAUAAUGGACAAGCUGGAGGGUAUUUCCUUCGAUACAACAUUAUUAGGGUACAAAAAGUACAGAAUCGUAAACUUUGGGAAAGAUAUGUGCAUAGGCGACAAGAAGUUUCCGAAGAAAACUCUUUGCAAGCCAACGAACGAAUGCUCUUCCAUGGAAGUCCGUUUAUUAAUGCCAUUGUUCAAAAGGGUUUUGAUGAAAGACACGCUUAUAUUGGCGGUAUGUUUGGAGCUGGCAUAUAUUUUGCUGAACAUAGUUCUAAAAGUAAUCAGUAUGUUUAUGGAAUCGGCGGAGGUAUUGGAUGUCCAUCGCAUAAAGAUAAAUCAUGCUACGUAUGUCCAAGACAAUUGCUUCUGUGUCGCGUAGCUCUCGGGAAAUCAUUCCUUCAAUAUAGUGCAAUGAAAAUGGCCCACGCACCACCAGGUCAUCAUUCUGUCAUAGGUCGUCCAUCUGCUGGAGGCUUACACUUUGCGGAAUAUGUAGUAUACCGUGGAGAACAAGCUUAUCCAGAAUAUUUGAUAACAUAUCAAAUUGUCAAACCUGAAGACAGUAGUAGCGGAAACGAGGAAUCAUCAAGAUGAUGGAUGCCAUCUGUCGGCUCGACGCCAACUUCAUCACCAGCAAAUCAACAACAGUCACAGCAGCAGCAACAGCAGCAACAAUCAUCAUCCACACAAAAACAACAACCACAGCCGCCCACUGUCCAAGCAUCAACAUCACAAUCGCCACACACAGUUGCCGCCACCGCCGCCUCUGCUGGUGAUGCGUCCCUGUCAUCAUCGACUUCCUUUUCGUCCGUAGAUACCAACCAAACGCUUUUGAACGGUUUCAGUAGCGGAGUAGCAACAUCAUCAUCUGUCAAUAAAAAUCGAUCAUCAUCUGUUUCCAAUGGAACAAAUCGAUCGUAUCGCACUAAGUACAGUCAAUUCAUGAUUAUCACUCCAGCAGUUUCGAUUGAUCGAAAUUUCGAUAAUGAGACCGGCGCUCCCGCUGAUAAUGAUGUCGAUGAGUCACGCUACUACAAUGGCAAUUAUUUUCGCAUGAAUUUGAUCAAUAGCAACAAUGACAGCAGUGGAAAUGAUAGCAGUGAUAGUAGUUUCCGUUCGAAUUACAAUUCAACUCUGCACAAUAGUCGACAUCAUCUGCUAUCAAAUAAUCCUCAUGGCUUCUACACAUUCUCAUCAUGGCGCUGGUGCACACUGAUUUGUGCUGCAAUGCGAUGUUUUGGCGGGGGUCGCAGUUCGAAUGUUCCCUACAGUACAUCAUUCUCUCAUCGUCCAUGCAAUGGAAACAAUCGAAGCAGUAAGCAAUCGUCGACGUUCAAUCAUCAUUUGCCAACAUUUACACCGCGCAAGACUCGUGAUCAUAUGAAUAAUAUUACAUACGAAUUGUGACGCAGAUCAUCUUUGUCAAUCGUCUUGUUGGUAUUUGAUGUUAAAUUUCAGCUUAUUAGCUGCAUUUUUGAUCUCUUCUCUAAACUAACACUGAUAAUGAUUUGUCGAUUUAUUAUUAUCGGUGUUGUCGUGUUUGUCGUGUUUUAUAAUCAGCUUUUUAAUACAUUAUAUUAUACACACUGUAGGAAUAAUUGUACACGAUGUUUAUGUGUGUUUUAAAAAAUGAAGCCGUUUACAUUCUAAAAAAAAAAAGAAAAUAACAAAGUUUAAAGGGUUCAACUUGUCAGAUAGUACAUUCAAAUUACACACAAAUUAUUAGAACAUUUCUAAAUAUCUAAAUAAAAAGUAUUCUUUUUUUUUAUUAAAUGUGCUCCCCAUAAACAGAAAAGUGCACUAUUAUGUACAUUUUACAUUUUUAUUUACAGUCUCUAACUUUGUGUUUCAAUGCAAGAUAGUGUUUUUUUCAGUUAAAAAGGGUUUUAUUUUUCGACACAACAUGCUUGGACCUCAACACACUUAGUUAAGCGUUUCUCCAACAGUAAAAUUGCUUCCCGGAAGUGAGAGUCUGGAGGACUUUCAAAAUAUUCAUUUAUGGUCCUUUUCACUUUUUCAUUGGCCCUUAAUCGUUUCCCAGAUACAAUUGUUUUUAGUUUCGGGAACCAGAACUCUUUUCGCGAAUUCUGGUAUCCAGUUUAUCAAGAAGGUUAGUGUAGUAUUGUCGGGUUACUGUUUAACCCUUUUUGAGAUAAUCAAAAAACACGAUCCGUUUCACAUCCCAAAAAAAAAAAACACGGGCCAUAAUCUUUCGU
Molecule: messenger RNA, 5973 nt
Organism: Episyrphus balteatus (marmalade hoverfly)
Lineage: Eukaryota; Metazoa; Arthropoda; Insecta; Diptera; Syrphidae
Gene: Tnks
Product: poly [ADP-ribose] polymerase tankyrase
Exons: 8
Coding region: 842-4351 (1169 amino acids)
Molecular function (GO): protein binding; NAD+ poly-ADP-ribosyltransferase activity
Source: RefSeq, a predicted model, not a curated record